AUGGUAUCUCUCUUAGAAAGCAAGAGAAAGAGAAAGACUUCUUUGGAAGAAAAGCUUCCAACAAGUAACAACCACAGAAAGAAAGCCAAACACGACUUCUUCAUUCUCUUUCUACUCUAUUCCUUGAGUAAAUUCCAAGUCUUCGCCGCUUGCUUCUUUGUUUUCUUCUUCUGCUUCAUCAUCAUCUUCCUUCUUCUUCUUCUUUCUUCUUCUUUCACCAUGGAAAAACAUCAGUAUGGGCUUUUGGUAAUCUUCUCCAUUGUAGUCUCACUUGGGCUUGUUUCUUUUACUUCUUGUAUCAUUGCAGAGACCAAGAAAGCUAAGAAGGAGGAGGUGAAGUUGGAUAAUGAAUUGUGUUAUUUGCCAGAAAGCAGAGCUUUCAGCUAUGGAAUUGCAGCAGUAGUAUGCUUGGUCAUUGCUCAAAUCAUAGCAAAUUUGGUAAUUUGCAGCAAUUUUUGGUUGAGAAAGGAUGGCGAUUCUUCCAAGGCUAAGAAACCAAUCGCUGCCACUGCAUUUCUGGUAUUGUCCUGGCUUUUGGUGUGUUCAUGGAAAUUGAUGUUCGAGACCACUCUCUGUAGAGCUCAAUGGACCAGCACAUUGCUGAGACGAGCUGGGAUGAAAACCUAG
Molecule: messenger RNA, 627 nt
Organism: Manihot esculenta (cassava)
Lineage: Eukaryota; Viridiplantae; Streptophyta; Magnoliopsida; Malpighiales; Euphorbiaceae
Exons: 3
Coding region: 1-627 (208 amino acids)
Source: RefSeq, a predicted model, not a curated record